AUGGCAGCUUGCGACGACAUGUGCACGGUCGACUGGUUCCUGAAGAUUAAAAACGGAUUCUACCACGGGUUCCUGGACGCGGCACAAGACGGCAAGGACUUGCGCGAGACGAAGUCGGAUCCUGGCGAUCUGUUGUACCCCGAGCCCUCGCUCCACGGCCACGUCGCGGGGCAGACGGUGUACUGGGCCCUCAGGGACGCCAGCUACGGCAUGAGGGGGACCGUCGUCCGCGGGAGCGGCGCGUACACGGAACCUUGCUUGGUGGUAUCCUUGCAGGGCGAUGACUACCACGUCAAGCUGUGCGCCGUGUCCACCCGCCGCCAAGUGAGGGGCCCGUUUCGAGUGAGUCGGGGGCCGCGCUCGCUUGCCGCGAAGACCAGCGACGGCGGUGAAGAUGCCGCGCCGCGCCUCCAUGGCUAUGCGUUGGGGCAAACGGUAUCCUGGAAGGUCAAGAAGCGCCAGCUUCGCGGGCCACGCAAGGGGAACACAUUGCACGGCAUGAAGGGCGCGGUCGUUGGCGAGAGCGAUGCCUUCUCGGAGCCGUCCUUGCUCGUGGCGUUCAAGGGCGCAGAUUACCACAUCAAGGUCAACGCCAUAGCCACAAGGAGCCCGAAGAAUGGAGUCCGCGCGACGCCGCCCUUCAAACAAGCCAACGCCAGCCAUGCUGCCCACGCUGACUGGGGCGAGGAGAUCGACGACGCCUCGCCGCAGGUUGUCGACGUCGGCGGCGUGCCCAGUGCUGUGGGCCCGGCGCUGCCUUGCAUCACGAUCGGCGCGCGGCUACUCUUCGCGGCGCUGCUAAACGCCGCACGCGGGCCCAUUUGCAUUCGCAAGGCGCUGAAGCACGUUCAGAGGCCAGAUCAUGAUGCGGGCCCAGAUAAAUACUUGGUGCACGUCUUCUUUCACUUCGUUGCCGUGAAAGUAUUCGAGGACGGGUACGACGUCAUCGAUGGCGACCAGCGGUGCCAGUUCGACGGCCCGAUCAGCUCUCUCGAAACAUUCUUGGGAUCAGAUGCCACUUGGUACCGCGUCGUCGACAUCGGGGAGAUCUCAGACCAAGGCGAUGUAACGGAUACAGAAUCAGACUCGGACAGGCGCGCGUUUGGCGCUAUGUUGCAGCGCUUGUACGAUGCCGAGGAAGCGUUCGACAAUGGAGAAGCUUCGCCACGUUCAAUUGACAUUGACCCAUUGAUCGACGUACAUGCUUUUGAUGCUUACUUGAGGCGCCUAUACCUCGUCGAGGAAGCUUCGAGUCAUUCAGGAGACAGCGAUCUAGAUGUUGAACCUUUUGAUGCGCUGCCGCAGGAUGAUGACUUGUUUCAUCCUCGGCCGAACCGCGUUCCCGACAUGGUAGCCUUCCUCGACGUCGCUGGAUCUGAUGGAGAGAGUACCAGAGACGGCGACGCUAUUCUGGAGUACACCGCCGAUGGGACAUCUUCGACGGCGCCAUCCGUGGAUACUUUGGGCGGCAUGGAUUCUGUCGAAUUGUACACGGCGGAGACUAAGCGGCGGAUUCUUGACAAGUGGGAGCCAGAUAAGUUCAGGCGUCUCCAGGCGCGUCCAGGGCCUACGUUGGUGUCUGAUGUAGAGCCCGCGAAAUUCGACGUCAGGGCAGCGGUGUCGCAAGUGAUUAACAAGACGAACGAAUUGUUGCAGGCGUGGGACCCGCAGCCAGCGGGCCUUGAAUACUUCUGCUUAAGAGUAAUAGCGAUGUGCGUUAUGGAGCCGCUGCACUGGAACCCUACCAACGAUCUCCUCAUUGCGCGAAUCGCUGCCUUGGCACUUGACGACACCAUUGCGCACCCAGACGGCGUAUAUUUAUACCGGCAGGGGUCGUUCGGGCGAGUGGAAGAUUUUCCCACGGCGUACAUGUACAAGAUUGAACGGGUGUUGUCCGUUACACAAGUUGUUCUACUUCGCAUCAUGAACGGGCAGGUCCCGCGCGACUUAGUUAACGUGUUUCAGUUCCUGGAGAUCGAU
Molecule: messenger RNA, 1980 nt
Organism: Prorocentrum cordatum
Lineage: Eukaryota; Dinophyceae; Prorocentrales; Prorocentraceae
Source: the annotation of a GenBank genome assembly